Molecule: messenger RNA, 426 nt
Organism: Mesorhabditis spiculigera
Lineage: Eukaryota; Metazoa; Nematoda; Chromadorea; Rhabditida; Rhabditidae
Source: the annotation of a GenBank genome assembly
AUGGCUGGAGGCAAAGGAAAGGCCGGCAAGGAUUCGGGCAAGGCCAAGUCGAAGGUGAUCUCGCGCUCCGCACGCGCCGGACUCCAGUUCCCCGUCGGGCGUAUCCACCGCUUCCUGAAGCAGAAGACCACCAGCUCGGGACGUGUCGGAGCCACCGCUGCUGUCUACAGUGCUGCCAUCCUGGAAUACCUGACCGCCGAGGUGCUCGAGUUGGCCGGUAACGCCUCGAAGGAUCUGAAGGUGAAGCGUAUCACCCCCCGCCAUCUCCAUCUCGCCAUCCGUGGAGACGAAGAGCUCGACACGUUGAUCAAGGCCACCAUCGCCGGCGGAGGUGUCAUCCCGCACAUCCAUCGUUACCUGAUGUCCAAGAAGGGACAACAGCCCGCUCCUGGCGGAGCCGCCCCGGGCCAGAAGCCGUCGCAGGCC